AUGGAUGACAGUUCGCCUGAUCUGUCCCUGAAGCUGCGGCGGGGUUCGAGCGAUUCAAGAGAGUCUUUCUAUAUGGACUUCGCUCAAGGCAUCGAUUCUGAUAUAGAGGAAGUAACCACCAUUGAGCGAAUUAUACCCGAGCAUCCCGGGAGAGAGGGUGAUUCGGACACACUGGCAACACCAUCCGGUCUCGACGACAAGGACUUGUCACAAUGCUGUUAUUCAAUACCAGCGAACAACAUGUCAGGAGGAUCUCACGUGUCGCGAGGGACUUUCGGAGUUGACUCGGAAAUGUCAGGAAGUAGUGCUGCUCCUCUGCCCAGCCCCGCUUCUCCUGGUGCUGCACUGGUGUCUCCUGAAACCCUCAGUAGACAUAGCAGCCCGCCGCCCAUACCAGCACACCCACAGCCAGCGCCAUCCUGUUCAUCGCAUCGCGUUCACAUGGAAUCACCUAUGAGAAUAUCAAGUCCACCAUCAAUGUCUCUUGGCACGUCUUUGUCGCUGCAACCGAUGCUCUACCCUCAAGGGUCACAGCCACCUCUGCCUCCGACCAGACAUCAGACUCGUUCUUCAGCCGCUAUACAGAACAUGCAUGUUAUUAGUGCCGGAGACGCGCUUGCCACCACUUUGUCAGCUCUCUAUGGUAAACUGCUGGUAGUUAUGGGAGUGGCUUUCCCCAUGGCUGAAGUCAUCUCUACGUACAUUCCACCAUCAUUUUAUGAGGGCUUCUACCUAUAUCUAUACAUCGGCAGCAUGGUCUUCUUGCUGUAUAUGUACGCUGCCUUACUCCGGGACAGGUCCAGGUCAGCUGCGGAUACAACUGUUGUUGCCAAGUCAGAUUCAAGUUCAUCUCAAUCUGAAUCUGAGACAUCAUCUCAUUCUGAACCGACCGCCCCGCCGCAGCUCGCUGGGAAGAGGUUGUCACUGGGUUUCGCCCUCGCAACACGAACACAUCAUUACGGAAGCUUCUACUUAAGAAUGGGGGCUGUUGCCUUUGGCAUCGGUUCCAUGAUUUACUCUGGAUUGGAAUUCGGUCAGUACUGGGAGUUGGAAAGGAAUACUAAUUGUCAUAAUGUUCUCCUCGCCCUGACUCCGGCUACCAGGAUGGCAUUCAUCUUCAUUCAGAUGUACUUCAUCUUUCUAAAUAAUGAAAUGAAAGUUUACAAACACAAAAUAGUGGCCAGAUUCGGCUUAAUGCACAUGGUUGGCACGAAUCUUAGUGUUUGGUUGAACGUGCUGGUUCAAGAGACGAAACACGAGAUAUUGACUUUCUACGACCCUGAAAAUAAGACUAUCGGAUUAUCACAUCGAUUGGCAUUUCAAAAAGCCUUCGCUUCUCUAUCAACUGAGGUCCCGCCUUCUCACCCCGCGGCUGCACAUCUCAGAGUACCUCGCGGUUUGAAGGGACCUCAUCAUAUCUUCGAAUGCCGGCGAACUAACAUAAUGGGGUCCCUAGUACAAGACGCUUCCCCAUUCCUUUUUCCAUGCACCAUCGAGUAUUCACUGAUAUGUGCGGCAAUACUUUAUGUUAUGUGGAAAAAUAUUUCCAAAUAUCCUUCCAAAGACGUCGCCGAAGCUAUAGCCAAAGCGCGUAUAUUGGAAGGAUUGGCAUACAAGAAAUCUCCGCAUUUAUACAGCGUGGACUGCGCUAGAGCUCAUAAAGGUCUAUUCUUCGGCAUCUUGGUAUUGGUUCUUACUAUAAUAUCACUUAUUCUAUUUUUCGUUCUUAUAUCGAGGAGAGAAUAUGCGACUUUAGCUGUGGUUGAAGUAAAUGUUUGUGAAUUAGCGUUGUAUGCUAUGACUACAUUCGCAAGUUUAGCUGGAAUGGUAUGCGUAAGGAAUCUCAAAUACGAUGGAAAUAGGAAUUUGGAACUCGACAAUAUACUGCUAGUUGGAGCUCAGACUGGGAUGUUCAUUUACGGUACAUUCACAAUCAUCGGUGGACAUUUCACUAUAGAAAAAAAUACUAUCCUAAUCCUUAUAACUGCUCUAUCAUCUUUGGUCCAAACUACAUGUCAGACGAUGUUUAUUUUGGACGCUAGCAGACGAUCAGCUAAAACUCCGGAACAAUUACGCAAAAAGCCAGGCAGAGAAAUAGUAACGUUUCUUCUAGUAACAAACUUAGCGAUGUGGGCGAUCAAUACAUUGGAGAAAUCUCGAGCUGAAUCACAUCCAAUACAAUUGCAUUUCUACGGUCUAUGGGCUUGGACCAUUAUAACGCACGUUUCUAUGCCGUUGGCUAUAUUUUAUCGUUUCCAUUCAACUGUCUGUCUGUGUGAAAUAUGGAAACGGGCAUACAAGAUGAAGCCAGCUUAUAUGUAG
Messenger RNA from Danaus chrysippus (African queen), 2322 nucleotides. Lineage: Eukaryota; Metazoa; Arthropoda; Insecta; Lepidoptera; Nymphalidae. The record is from the annotation of a GenBank genome assembly.